AUGGCGGCUAUUUCAGGAACUACAGAAAAAGAAGUGUUCACUCGUGCAAUUUGGUCGCAUAGGUUCCUAUCAAAUUCAUUGAAAGAUAAAUCAGGGGUUUCUUUGCAUGCUCAAUUACAAGAUUUUCAAUUACCGUUAGAGGAUAUUGAUAUGCUAUUUGAGUCAGGUAGUAAGUCACCAGUUACUUUAAAAACCUUGAGCGUUGAUGUGCAAUCAAAUAUUUAUUCUUUAUUGAUUUUCAGUGGGGAAUUAUGGUUAGAGAGUUCAUUUUGGAUUUUGCAAGGCGGAAGACGGACGUACUUAAAAGUUCCUUGGGACGAAGAGAGCGAAUGGAAUAUGUUGACGAAAAAAAUAUCAUCUUUUAAUGAUAAUUUAGGACCGAGAGAAACGCUCAGCGACUCCAAUAUAUUAGGAUAUGCUUCUUUGGGACUAGGAUCUUGUUAUUGUCUUAUGCAUUUAUUCCUAUCAAUGGCUAAACUAAUGCUUCAUCGAGAUUAUAUUCCUUUUAUUCCCAGCAGAUCUUCCGUUCCAUCUGGUCCUUUGGAUCCACCAAAAAUAUGCGACAGUGCUCCAUAUUUGUGGUGGCGAAAUUCCGCUCGUGUUGUUUUCGAUAGUGCAAGGAGUAUAGCGACAAUUUUACACUCGUUGAAAGCUGAAGAUUACUGCUGCAAUCCAUUUUACGGAUUUUCAGCUUUUACUGCGGCUGGUAUGUUAUCAUAUCUUCACUACUUCCCAAACUACGAUCCUGAAUUUUGUGACUCCAAAGUAUAUUACGAUUAUUGUUUAGACUAUCUUUCAUCUUAUGCCGAUAAAUGGGAAAUAGGAAAAUCUUAUCAUAAAUGGGCGUUAGAGAUCUCAACCAUUUAUAAGUUUGCAUGCCGCAAAAGCAACAGGCUUACUGUGUCAGAGGUGCAAUCUCUGAGAGAUAAAUACAUUGAUAUGUCAACCAUAUCAGAUCCCAUUGAAUCUUCCGAUCUUUUGAACAUUCAACAACUAAUACAUUCGAAUGAUCAGAGUACAGAGCUGCCCCAGGAUUCGUUUGCCACAAAAUCACAGUCACUUUUUAGUCUAGAGUAUGCAGAAUCCAGUAGCUCAUUGGACUUUGAUUACUGGAGCUCACUUCCUUCCAUGAACAUGUUUGGCACUUCACCAUUAUAA
Molecule: messenger RNA, 1158 nt
Organism: Ogataea polymorpha
Lineage: Eukaryota; Fungi; Ascomycota; Pichiomycetes; Pichiales; Pichiaceae
Exons: 1
Coding region: 1-1158 (385 amino acids)
Cellular component (GO): nucleus
Source: RefSeq, a predicted model, not a curated record